Messenger RNA from Colletotrichum navitas, 204 nucleotides. RefSeq lists its product as uncharacterized. The annotation marks the transcript as partial. NCBI's taxonomy places the organism in Eukaryota, Fungi, Ascomycota, Sordariomycetes, Glomerellales, Glomerellaceae. The transcript has a single exon. The record is from RefSeq and is a predicted model, not a curated record.
ACAGUAGCUUUAAGUACCUGUGAAGCUGAAUAUAUGGCUUUAACAGAGGCUAUAAAAGAAGCUAUAUAUUUAUAUAAUAGCUAUAACUAUAUAAGAAUAAAUCUAGGGUUUAGUGAUUUAAAUAAACCUAGAAUAUUAAUAGAUAAUAAAGCAGCUCAAAAGCUAGCAGAAAAUCUAGAAUUUAUAAAAAAGUUAAGCAUAUAA